AUGCCGCGCUCCACUCGAUACAAGAGCCAUGUGCUGAGCCUCAGACGCCCCCUCUCCCAGAGCCUGGCCGCCUUGAAGCUCGGUUCUAGCAGGCGGCUUCCGAGGAGGCAGGGCGACUGGAUAGAGGUGGCAGAGGCGGCUGCUGUGGAAGCAUCCGACAAUGCCACUGUACUACCCGUGUUUCCGCUUUCCUCCAUCUACUGGCCUGGCACAGAGGCGCGGUUGAACAUCAUUGAUCCAGCAUACAUUAAGAUGUACGAUGACAUCUUGCUUUCUGGCUCUCGCCGUUUCGUGGUACCGUACACCCGGUCUCUCCCUGGAGGGCGGGUGAGAUAUGCAGAGAUGCCGCGCGAAGACAGGAAAUUAUUUCACGUAGGCUCGCUUCUGUAUCUGACAGAUCUGCAGGAGGUCAGUAGCCAAACUGGGGACCGUGUGAAGUACGUCGUGAGCCAUGAAGUGAAAGGGCGUGUGAAACUGUUGCGCUUGUUGAACCCUUCUGCUUUGUUCGAGACUGAUGAUGAGGGCAAUAAGAUCAAUUAUUUGAACGCAGAGGUCGAGAUCCUUUCCGAGAAUCCUGAGGAGACGACGCCUCACGCUUCGUGGAGGGAAGAGCUCUUGAGCUCAUGGAAGCAGCUCCACCAGCUGUCGCAGCGUUUUGAAGAGCCACGGGUCGCUGAAGACUUCUUCGUGAAGAUCGGUCCCAAUGUGUCCACAUGGGUUCUGUCUGCAGCUUGGCAGGAGUUGCAAGUGGCCACAGAGGUGGACCGCGGCCAGAAGAGGGCAUUACAAGAUGUUGAGCAGUUUCUGAAGGCAAUGAAGCAGCAAAACUCCGAGAUGUCGGGCCAGGAGGCACUUCAACGAGUUCCGAGAGGCCUCCUGCGAGCCCUAUCUGGGAGCGUCGAGCUUUCCUCUGAUUUCUGGGAGCCCUUGCUGCAAAUACUUGCCACCGACAGCACAGAGGACAGAGGCAAAUUCUUGCUUGAGCUGAUACAGAACGAGCUCAAGCUGUCAAACACUCGCUUAUCCCUGAAGAAGGCUCUGUCUGAAGAUUGA
This is a messenger RNA of Symbiodinium pilosum, 1053 nucleotides long. The record is from the annotation of a GenBank genome assembly. Lineage: Eukaryota; Dinophyceae; Suessiales; Symbiodiniaceae.